AUGUUUAAAUAUCCUUAAUUAACAUAUUAUGUUUUUGAUAAAUUUGUUUAAUAUAAUUCCAAAGAAAAAAUUAAUGAUUUUUUGAGUUUGAAUUAUUAAUAAAUGCUUUAAUAUAGUAAUUCAAAUUUUUUAAAAGAUUGUUUCUUGAUUUUAUUAUAAAUUAGAAAGUUGAUUCUCAUUUAAAUAACAUAUAUUUUAAGUUUGACUUCUAAGUCAUUUCAUAUAAAUCAAAAUUAUAGUUCAGCAAAUAUCACAAUAGAUUUAAUUAAUAUAAAUAAUAAAAUAUAAAAUAUGUCAAGUUCUUUAGAAAGUUAAGUAUUAUUUUCAAUAUGGAGAUUGUAUUAAUAAAAUUAAAUCUCAAUGGAAUAAAAAGGAUGUAUCAAAGGUUAAUAUUUAAUUUAUGCAAGAUUUAUUAAUAAAAAAAGAUCGCAAUUUCUACUUUAUUAUUAGCAAUCACUAAAAUUUAGAUGAAUUAUAAGAAAAGCUACUUGAGAUUUUGAAUUGUAUUGAUUUAUAAUUUUGUUCUGAUUAGGGUUCCCCAAGAGAUCUAGAUGGUGAAGAAACUAUUUGUCCAAUUAUACGAUUAAGUAAUCCAUCAAACACUCCAACAACUAUUAAAUCAUAUUAAAAUAAACCAUAAAAGAGAUUUAGAUUUUUGAGUUCAAGCAAUGAAAGUGAAAUUGCCUAAAACAAUUAAAGGCUUAGAUCAAACUCAUUCCAUUAUUAAUGA
Messenger RNA from Paramecium pentaurelia, 730 nucleotides. The record is from the annotation of a GenBank genome assembly. NCBI's taxonomy places the organism in Eukaryota, Ciliophora, Oligohymenophorea, Peniculida, Parameciidae.